Molecule: messenger RNA, 3117 nt
Organism: Trichoderma gamsii
Lineage: Eukaryota; Fungi; Ascomycota; Sordariomycetes; Hypocreales; Hypocreaceae
Product: SKG3
Exons: 5
Coding region: 1-3117 (1038 amino acids)
Source: RefSeq, a predicted model, not a curated record
AUGGGUCGCAAUCGAGCGCUCUUGGCUGUCUUUGGCGCCCCGUCGGUCUGUUGUGCAGCAGAGCGUACAGUGGUACUGCGGCGUGUGCGACCUGCUGCCACCCGCCACCUGUCACCUCCUCUUUCCUUUCCUCGUGCUGACCAGUGGCCGAUAGUUGUCUCGUUCAUGUCCUCAUUUUCUGCUGGGCGCAAGACACCGACUUCUCCUUCGUCAACGCCUCCCUCGGACGGCGAGUCUCCCUUGUCCAAGGAUUUAAAAACCAAGGUCAAGAAGCGUCACUCGCUCGCGCACAUCACGCUGCGCAGCCCUCCCACGCCGCCGUCGCAGUCGGACUAUGGCAGCCCAGUAAACAGCGUCGACAUCAACAGCGUCGAUAUCAACAACGUCGAGCCUCCCCGCCGCAGCCGAAACAGUCCGUCGCGGAAUAGCGCACGACCCAUGUCCAUGAUACAGACCUACCAGCCCAUGGUCAUGGAGGUCAACCAGGACACGAUUCCGGAGCUGCAGCCCAUCUUCUCGCUGCUCAACAGCCACUCCAACAAGCUGUACCACGAGGGCUACUUUUUGAAGCUGGAUGACCAGAAUACACAGGGCAAGCCGAAUCCCGACAGAACUUGGACCGAGUCCUUUGCGCAGCUCGUCGGCACUGUGCUCUCCUUGUGGGAUGCCGCAGAAUUGGAUGCCGCCGGUGAAGAUGGCGAGGUUCUUCCCAAAUUCAUCAAUCUCACAGAUGCCUCACUCAAAGUGAUCGACUCGCUGCCGACUCGGUCUAGCGAUGAGCAGCCGCUGCAAAACAUUCUCAGCCUUUCCACAGCCGGCAAGAAUCGGUACUUGCUGCAUUUCACUUCUCAUGAGUCACUUGUCCAAUGGACAUCAGCUGUUCGAUUGGCCAUGUAUGAGCAUGCCGCCCUCCAAGAAGCCUAUACUGGCGCCUUGAUUGCCGGCAAGGCCAAAUAUCUCAACAACAUCAACGUCAUGAUGGAGAGAUCCAAAGUUACGAUAGGGGCCUGGGUCAGAGUCCGAUUCGGCGCUGGCGUGCCAUGGAGACGCUGCUGGUGUGUUGUCACACCACCUGACGAAAAGGAAUACAACAAGCUUCAAAAGGAGAUGAAAAAGAAGGCUCCCUAUGACCGAUCUCAUGCUCGCGUCGUCAGAGGAGAUAUCAAGUUCUACGAUGUCAAAAUCGAAGGCAAAAAGCAAAAGAAGACCAAACCCGUCGCCUCCAUCAGUGAAGCCUACUCUGCCUAUGCAAUCUACCCCCAAGCCAAGUCGCUGAUCGACGCUUCCACUCUCAUCAAGAUUGAAGGCAACAUUUCAAUUUAUUCCACGCCACCGUCAUCGUCGGAAGGAUUCGUCUUCAUCAUGCCCGAGACACGCCCUGCUGUCAGCGGCUUCGAGAUGAUGCUCCGCUUUUUGUUCCCAACCUGGGAUACUUUUGGCCUGUACGGCCGCCCGGGCAGAAUUGUUGCUAGCGUGCUGGAUGCUAGGUCGCUCAUGUUUGCUAUGCCCAAGCACAAGAAGUACGGCUACUUGGAGCUGCAGGACGUUGAGACGCUCUUGCUCGAUGAAAAGAGUUCGACCUGGGAUGAGAGGGAGUGGCGAAAGCGUCUCAAGGAUGCCACUGGCGCGCGAAUGAACUCAAUCGAAGACGGAAGCCGAGCUUACUCUCCCUCUUCCUCUUCACACAGAGCUAGCGCCAGACUGAGCUACAACAACAAGCCCAGAGCAGUAGGUUUCGCCGACGAUGACUUGCGCAACUCCUCGGACUCGGCUAGCCCAAUCUCGACGGACUCCAGCUCUUCGCCAAAUGACCAGUCCCCCUUGGAAAUGGCUGGGCGAGUGGGAAGCUCAAGCUCGGAUGAGGAGCGGGUGGUCACGCCGAAUGGCUAUGUCGAGCCCAUCGAGAGCAGCAACGGAGCCAUCCGCACGCCGGAACCUGUCGUUCGACCUCCGCUCAUGAACCGACUUCCCUCGGAUCGCCCAAGCAACGCGCCAUAUCACUCACCCGACCUUCGACGAGCCAACAACCGCCUGUCCCAAGGCACUCUGGCACAAAUGGCCAAGGCCGGUGGAAUUGCUUUGCCAGGAGUUCCCGAUAUCCCGGAUGACGACGACGAAGAUUCCUACCACACCGCGCCGCCACCACCAGUCCCGGUUCACGGCGGCGAUGGUAACACCUUUUACGCCAACGAGAACCGAUCAGCUCAUUCCUUGAACCCUCCGCCGAGUCACCACAGCCAUCACAGUCAUCAUAGUUACCAAGAUGGCGACCGCCCGCCCACCGGCUACUCCAACCGAUCCAACCGAUCCAACCAGCGACAGCCAUCUCCGUACGGCGCGAGAGUCCCUUACUCGCAUGACGAGUAUGACCAGAGGCCGUCUACAGGCGACGCUUAUCAUGGCCAGCGUCCGCUCCCGCCGCCUCAUGCGACAUCCUACCCCAAUGAUCGCUAUGCUGCCUACUCUCCAAAUGGUGGCUCUCCCGGACAUCGACAAGGACACCCUCAGCGGAAACCCCUGCCCAUGAGACCCGGCUCUUAUGACAAUAAACACCAGAGUAUCACUCCCAACGACAUUAUUGAUCAUUAUACUACCCAAUCUCGAGCUCAAUAUGACGGCUUCCUCCCCCCUCAGCCACCGAUGCAUCUCGAGUUUAGCAACGAGUUGACCAACGAGCUUCAGCAACCUUUUGUGGACCGACCCCGCGCGGGUGUUUUGAAGACGGUCGGCGGUGCUGAUCCGGAUGCCCAUUAUUCCCCCGGCUUCGACAUGGCAAGCGUCAACUUUGGACCAACAGUAAACUACGGUGCCCCUCCCGUGCUUCGCAAGCCUGCGCCCCCUACAGCGCAAGCACCGCCGCCGAGGACACCCACAGAGCACCCCAGCCACAGGAGACAGGACUCGGCGACCAUGCCAUGGCAGCCUGCUGCGGUUUCGCCCAGCUCUCAGCGAUCCCCUGGCCUCACUCCCCAGCAAUACGUCCAGCAUCGAGCCUCUAUUGCUUCGGCACCGUACGGACAUGGGAGAACCCUCUCGGCCAACUCCCUGGGCUCCAUGAUGGCACCAAGCCAGCAUGGUGGAUACCAGCAAUCGGUAUCCAAUAUGCAGCAAUACUAA